AUGUCGUCCCCUUCAUCCAAGCCAGGCGCAUCGGGCAGGCAGCCCAAGACACCGGUCUACAUCCAGGAGGUGACCCCCGAGAUCACGACGUUCGACUACCCUUACAGCCGUUUCGGGAUACUUGCGAUCGGUGGACGUAGUAUCGCGGUCAAGAUGCGCGAUGGAAAGCUCUGGGUGGUGGCAAGCACGCCUUUAGACGAGCCGACGAAAGCCAAAAUCGAUAGCAUGGGACAAGUGGCCUACCUCGUUGCUCCAGACAACGUUCACCACCUCUUCCUCAAAGACUUGCACACAGCCUACCCAUCGGCCAAAGUGGUGGGUAGGCAAGGUCACGAAGAAAAGCGACGGGAUGUCAAGUUCAGUGGCAUCUACGGCAAAGAUGCACCUUGCACCAAGUACGGUUACGAAUCCGAACUGGUGCCGCAAUACUUUGCCACUUUUGCCAACCGGGAUGUCGCUUUCCUGCACAGGGACAGCCAAACGCUCAUCACAGCCGAUCUCUUGUUCAACCUGCCAUGCAAUCAGCAGUAUCGCAACCCACCAGCGGGUAGAGCAACUUGGUGGAUUCCAGGUGUCGUCUGGUUCUGCAAGUUCUUCAACCCUUACUCUGGCUUGCACAAGACUUUUUUGGGAAACGCCGGUGUAGCCAACGGCAUUCCAGGAGUCAAGGAGGGCGGCACAGCGGAAGGCGGCACAGCGGAAGAAAGCAAGAAGAACUUUGCAGAGGCAGCAUCGAGAGUUGCCAAGUGGGACUUUCUCCGUAUCAUCAUGCUGCACGGAGACAUUAUCGAGAAGCACGGGCAGGAGGCUUGGAGGAGUGCUUUUAGCCAGUAUAUCGAGGGCCAAGGCAACUGCAAGUUCAAGUCGUCGUGA
Molecule: messenger RNA, 873 nt
Organism: Ustilago hordei
Lineage: Eukaryota; Fungi; Basidiomycota; Ustilaginomycetes; Ustilaginales; Ustilaginaceae
Exons: 1
Coding region: 1-873 (290 amino acids)
Source: RefSeq, a predicted model, not a curated record